Helianthus annuus (common sunflower) is the source of this 1047-nucleotide messenger RNA. RefSeq lists its product as uncharacterized. The record is from RefSeq and is a predicted model, not a curated record. The transcript has a single exon. The coding region runs from base 1 to 1047 and encodes 348 amino acids. Gene Ontology annotation, molecular function: zinc ion binding; nucleic acid binding. Lineage: Eukaryota; Viridiplantae; Streptophyta; Magnoliopsida; Asterales; Asteraceae.
AUGUCGAAUUCAACCAGUGAAUCGCUAAAUUCUACUGCAAUACCAAUUGAUUCUUCCAAUCCUUUAUAUCUUCAUCCGUCAGAUCAUCCUGGUAUGAUUCUUAUUUCAAAAUCUUUUGACGGAACUGGAUUUGCCGCUUGGAAACGGGGAAUGACGAUUGCUUUAUCGGCAAAGAACAAAUUGAUUUUUGUUAAAGAAAAUUUAGGUCAACCUUCUGAUGUUUCUCAAUCUGCUCUUUGGGAACGAUGCAAUAGUAUGGUUAUCUCGUGGAUCUUGAAUACUUUGUCACGAGAAAUUGCUGAAAGCGUUCUUUACACAGAAUCAGCACAUCAACUUUGGGAAGAACUGAAUGAUCGAUAUGGUCAGGCAAAUGGUGCAAAGUUAUAUCAGUUACAAAAGAAUCUUUGUGAAAUUCAUCAAGGUAAUACUGAUAUUGCAACUUAUUUUGCUAAAGUCAAAACUAAUUGGGACGAGUUGAGUUCGUUAAACCUAGUUCCCUCAUGUACUUGUGGUGCAUCACGAAUUAUUGCAAAAAGAGAUGAAGAUCAACGCUUAAUUCAAUUUCUUAUGGGAUUGAAUCCAGCAUAUGAUGUUAUUAGAGGAAGCAUUCUCAUGAUGCAACCUCUACCAUCAAUAAAUCAAGCUUAUGCCAUUCUUACUCAAGAAGAAACACAAAGAGGGAUAUCUACCACAGGACACUUCUCAUCUGAAUCUGCAUCUAUGAAUGCAAGUGUUCAUUCUCAAAGUGGUCAAUAUUCAAAGUUUGAUAACAAGAAAAAUUUGGUAUGUUCAAAUUGUAAGAAAAUUGGUCACUCUACAAACAAGUGCUAUCGAAUUGUAGGUUUUCCUAAGGACUUUAAGUUCACCAAGACAAGACGUGGCACUACAAAUAUGGCAUUUGAUGAUGGAACUGAUACACAAAACCAAUCCUCACAAUCUGCUCCUGUUAUUACCACAGAACAAUAUAAUGAACUGUUGCAGCUAUUACAGAAAUCUCAGUUGACCAAAGAUUCUAAUGACACUCAAUCUAUCAAAUUGAUUUUUUAG